CAUUUUUUAUUUAGCGUGUUUACAACAUGGAAAAUCGGGAAUUAUUUUAUAGUAAAUCCAAAUUACUAAAAUAUCUGAACAAAAAUAUUGAAGAGUGUAUCAAUAAAAAAAAUCCGUUUUUACGAAUAGAUAAAUCAUACAAUAUCAACGUAGCGUUAAAUAAAAAUGGAAUGAAGAUAGACAUAUCAGAACAAGAAUUGUCUCGGACAACGGAAAGCUAUCUUGAGCAUGCCCAAAAAAAGAUAGAAAACUUUCAAAAAACAAUUGCCGCACAAAAUACCGAAAUUUCGAAUCUAAAAGAUGAAAUUUAUAAAUUAGAAUAUAGUGCAAAGGAAAACGAUAAACAUCUGAAAGACAAGAUUGCCCUGCUGGAAUACAAAGACAGGACAGAAGUCCGCAGUCCCAAGGUGCUGAGUAGUAUAGAUGCCCCCUCAAAUAGCUCUGGUUGGACUGUUAUUCAGUGUCGUAAAACAGGGCGAAUUGAUUUUAUUACCGAGAGCUACUUAUACAAUGUCGGCUUUGGUGACGCGAACGAUGGUUAUUGGAUCGGUUGCGAGAAAUUGCACGGGUUUACGAAAACCCAAAGACAUGAACUUUAUAUUGAGCUUGCGGACUCCAAUGGAAGAAAAUACUUUGCCCGGUACAAUAACUUUGUAAUAGGCAGUUUAGAAGAGAAGUAUAGACUUAAGUCACUGGGAGAAUACUCAGGAGACGCCGGCGAUGCUUUGCGAGACCAUGAAAAUAAUAACUUCGAGUUCUAUAACAAUUGGAAAGGCGUUUACAAAUCAUUUUCGUGGUGGACUGCUCCAGGUUUUAAGUGUAAUUUGAAUGGGAACUACAACAUAUCGAAGUCCAAUUCGGAACCAAUAGGAUUUUGGUGGGGUGAAAUAUCUUCCCUAAAAUAUUGUAAAAUGAGCAUUAGACCAACAAAAGAGUAAAUUAAAUGUUAUAUUAACAGGGUUCUUUUCUUA
This is a messenger RNA of Drosophila rhopaloa, 971 nucleotides long. Its product is annotated as fibroleukin-like. The transcript has 3 exons. The record is from RefSeq and is a predicted model, not a curated record. The coding region runs from base 27 to 938 and encodes 303 amino acids. NCBI's taxonomy places the organism in Eukaryota, Metazoa, Arthropoda, Insecta, Diptera, Drosophilidae.